AGUACGCACGCAUGGUAUUUAGCAGAGGUAUACGCUUUCAGCUUCGCGCGUUACGAAAUAGUUUUAGCGUUGUAAGUGACUUACCAAAAAUGGGGCUUCUCGAGAAUGCUAAAAAAGUUGCAGCUUACAAAGCAGUCGAUGAAUACGUGAAGAAUAACAGCGUUAUCGGAGUUGGUAGUGGAUCUACUGUAAUAUACGUUGUUCACAGGCUCGCUGAACGUGUGAAAGAGGAAAAUCUUAAUGUUGUUUGUAUUCCAACUUCAUUUCAAGCUCGUCAACUAAUAUUAAAGAAUCAUCUUACAUUGGGUGACUUGGAAACUUAUCCUGAAUUGGAUUGUGCAAUUGAUGGCGCAGAUGAAGUUGAUUCUGACAUGAAUCUCAUUAAAGGUGGAGGUGGUUGUUUGCUUCAAGAAAAAAUUGUUGCAUCCUGUGCCAAUCAAUUUGUUGUAGUAGCUGAUUAUACGAAAAAUUCUCAACAACUUGGUGAACAAUACAAAAAAGGUAUACCUAUUGAAGUAAUUCCUAUGGCAUAUACUGCCAUUCAAAAAAGAAUUGAAGAUAAUUAUGGAGGACUUGCGCAAGUUAGAAUGGCUUUAGCUAAAGCUGGUCCAGUUAUAACAGACAAUGGCAAUUUUAUUCUUGAUUGGCAUUUUCCAGAAGGUCUUAGUAACUGGAAUAAAAUCAACAUAGAAAUUUCAAUGAUGCCUGGAGUAGUUGAAACAGGACUCUUUAUAAAAAUGGCAAAGAAAGUAUUCUUUGGAAUGCCUGAUGGCAGUGUUAAAGAACAGUCUUAA
Molecule: messenger RNA, 794 nt
Organism: Eufriesea mexicana
Lineage: Eukaryota; Metazoa; Arthropoda; Insecta; Hymenoptera; Apidae
Gene: Rpi
Product: Ribose-5-phosphate isomerase
Exons: 6
Coding region: 12-794 (260 amino acids)
Biological process (GO): pentose-phosphate shunt, non-oxidative branch; D-ribose metabolic process
Cellular component (GO): cytoplasm
Molecular function (GO): ribose-5-phosphate isomerase activity
Source: RefSeq, a predicted model, not a curated record